GCCCUAUAAAACAUCCAUCUCCACCUCAGGCUCAUCAGUCUCUCCAAGACCAGCAUCAUCAACAGAUCCAUCAUGAGGUUCGUGGCUCUAGCACUGACCAUUCUUCUGGCCGCAGGUUGCCAGGCCCGCUACAUGCAGGCAGAUGCACCAACUGACUAUGAACAGAUUAGGUCUGCAGUUGUGACAUACCUGGGUCAGGUGAAGGAGACAGCUCAGAAAGCCAUCGACCGUCUUGAUGAUGGUGACUACAAGGAAGUCAAGGAGCGCCUCACCCUGUCCCUGCAAAGGAUCCAAGGCUACCUUGAGGCUGCUUCUACCUCCCUUGCUCCAGUCAGAGAGACCAUCGGUCCCCAAGUAGUGGAAGGCGUCAUUGCUCUCCGCGCCAAGGUUGAGAAAGAUGUUGAGGAUCUGCGCAAAGAGCUGGAGCCCAAGCGCGAGGAGCUGCGCCAGGUGGUGAAGAAACACCUCGAUGAGUACCGUGAGAAGCUGGAGCCCCUGAUCAAGGAGUUCACAGAAAAACACCGUGAGCAGAUGGAGCAGCUCCGCGUCAAGAUGGAGCCCGUGAUGAAGGAUCUGCAGGAAAGGAUCAAGACCAACCUGGAGGAGACCAAGUCCAAGCUGACCCCCAUCGUGGAGGUCCUGCGUAGCAAGGCAACCGAGCGCGUGGAAGAGCUGAGGCAGUUUGUCGCCCCCUACGUCCAGGAGUACAGAGACCACGCACAAAGCGUCUUCGGACAGCUGCAGUCCAAGUACGAAUCUGGAGAGCUGCAAAAGAAGCUGGCCACCGUGGGAGAAGAGAUCAAGCCCCAGCUGGAGAAGAUUGUGGAAACCCUCCAAAAGGCCUUCAUGGCAUAAACCUUCUUAUCCUACACCUCUCCCACCAAAUCACAGCCUCUUUCAACCCUUUCCUACAUUUCCAAACCCUGUUACUAACACCAAGUCUGUAAGGCUUUAUCAUACAAAAGGACUCUUUCCAUCACACACUUACUUACUCACACCACGCGCUGAUGCAGCAAAGGACUUUUACUGCCUGUCUUACAAUUGGCCAAGCUUUUGAUGACACUUAAAGCAAACACAUGCUUAAGUAUAUGCAAGACCUGUUUUUGUGCAACAUUCUUUAACGCCUGGCUAAAAAAUACCUUUCGCUGUGCUUCUGUGUUGUUAAAAAGUGUGCCAAAACAAUGGCUCAAUAAAAAUAGACUGUUUCAUACAA
Messenger RNA from Astyanax mexicanus (Mexican tetra), 1213 nucleotides. It is a transcript of the gene apoa1b, whose product is annotated as apolipoprotein A-Ib. Gene Ontology annotation, cellular component: extracellular region. The coding region runs from base 73 to 855 and encodes 260 amino acids. Gene Ontology annotation, molecular function: lipid binding. The record is from RefSeq and is a predicted model, not a curated record. NCBI's taxonomy places the organism in Eukaryota, Metazoa, Chordata, Actinopteri, Characiformes, Acestrorhamphidae. Gene Ontology annotation, biological process: lipoprotein metabolic process; lipid transport. The transcript has 4 exons.